AUGGUCCGAAGGGUUGCCUGUAUUGGAGCAGGAUUUGUUGGGGGACCAUUAGGCACAGUCAUUGCUUCCCAAUGCGCACAUAUACAGACUGCGGUGGUAGAUAUCAAUCCAGAGAUUAUUGAUGCAUGGAAUUCGGACACUUUGCCACUGUACGAACCGGGACUCUCGGAGAUUCUGUUGGCUGUUCGCGAACGAGGUCACAAUUCAGUCCGUGGGUUCUCUUUCAACGAAGGGCAUCAUGCAAACGGAUUGUCCAAAUGCAACUUGACAUUCUCAACAAACGUUGAAGUCGCGAUCGAAGAGGCAGAAAUGAUCUUUCUUUGCAUUGACACGCGCACAAAGACUACGGGCCCUGGGGAGGGAUUCGCGCUGGAUAUGACCAACCUUAAGGCUGCUGUUAGAACGAUUGCACGAGUAGCCAAGACCGAUAAGAUCAUCGUUGAAAAAUCUACUGUUCCGUGUGGAACAGCGAGUACCCUUCGGGACUUGCUGAAAACAGAAGCUAAUGGCGCAUGUCAUUUCGAAGUCCUCUCCAACCCCGAGUUUCUAUCCGAGGGAACAAUUAUAUCCGAUCUACUUUAUCCGUCGAGAAUAUUGAUUGGAAGUGAAAUGACGCCUUCUGGCCGCAAAGCCUCAGACAAACUAGCAGAAAUCUACAGAAAAUGGGUGCCGGAUGACUUGAUUAUUCACAUGGAUUCGUGGUCAUCGGAAUUGUCCAAGCUUGCGGCCAAUGCACUUUUAGCACAACGAGUGAGCAGUAUCAACUCGCUGGCCUCGAUCUGCGAAGAGACUGGUGCAGACAUCAACUUUGUUUCGACUGCAUGCGGCUUAGAUCGACGCAUUACCAGAGCAAUGCUUCAACCGUCACUUGGAUGGGGCGGUGGAUGCUUCAAAAAAGACAUCUCUUGUCUGGUUUACCUAGCUCGAGGCCUAGGGUUGGAACAGGUGGCCAAUUACUGGGCAUCAGUAGUGGAGAUAAAUGAGUACCAAAAAGCGCGCUUUCUUGAGCGCAUCAUUUCCCACAUGCAUGGAUGCGUCGGCAAGAAAUUUAUCGCAAUUCUGGGAUUCGCGUUCAAAAAGAAUACAUCCGACACCAGGAAUUCGGCCGCCAUCACUUUGGUCCGAGGUCUUUUGGCAGAAGGUGCUUUCGUGUCUGUAUAUGAUCCACUAGUACCGGAAAGCCAAAUACUGGCUGACUCGAGCAUGAGAUUAUCAAAAGCCGAGCCGGGACAACUCCAAAUUUGCAAAACGGCAUACCAAGCAUGCACUGGUGCAGAUGCGGUUGUGGUUGUAACAGAUUGGGAUGAUUUCCACACACCAUUACGGGCAAUACCCCGAGACUCGUCAAAUCUGAACUUACCACCGACGCUCAAUUCCCCCGACAUGCAUGAAAGGAAAGCUGGCCUAAAUGUCCGUAUUCGCAUUCACGAGUCCCUGGAUUGGAGAACUGUCGUUGAUAGCAUGCAAGGACCAAAGCUUAUUUUUGAUGGGCGAAACAUGUUGGAUGGAGAAUACCUACAAGCCUUAGGCUGUAGGUAUAUUUGCAUUGGGAAACGAGUCACAUGA
Molecule: messenger RNA, 1566 nt
Organism: Penicillium cinerascens
Lineage: Eukaryota; Fungi; Ascomycota; Eurotiomycetes; Eurotiales; Aspergillaceae
Exons: 3
Coding region: 1-1566 (521 amino acids)
Biological process (GO): polysaccharide biosynthetic process; glycosaminoglycan biosynthetic process
Cellular component (GO): nucleus; cytosol
Molecular function (GO): UDP-glucose 6-dehydrogenase activity; NAD binding
Source: RefSeq, a predicted model, not a curated record